Penicillium pulvis is the source of this 1257-nucleotide messenger RNA. Its product is annotated as M20 family metallopeptidase. The record is from RefSeq and is a predicted model, not a curated record. Gene Ontology annotation, molecular function: hydrolase activity. The transcript has a single exon. NCBI's taxonomy places the organism in Eukaryota, Fungi, Ascomycota, Eurotiomycetes, Eurotiales, Aspergillaceae. The coding region runs from base 1 to 1257 and encodes 418 amino acids.
AUGAAGAAAUCCUACCUCUGGAAUCUCAUUGCUCUUACAGGCCUAACCAAUGCCAUCGAGCCCCAACAACCCCUGCAUCAACAAAAGAUAACACAAAACGAACCAACAAACCUCACCCAAAUAAUCACCUCAUCUCCCAUCCUGACAUUCCACAAAAACAUCGUAGAAAUACCCUCCAUUAGCGGAAACGAGAAUUCGGUCGGCGAAUACAUCAUAAACUUUCUCCAAUCGCAAAACUUCACAGUCGAAAAACAACUUGUCACACCAGCAACCGAAACAGAAAAAGAAAGAUUCAAUGUCUACGCCUACGUAAGCGAAAACAGAUUCCCAGAUGUCCUAUUAACAAGCCACAUCGAUACCGUCCCACCAUUCAUCGAUUACUCUCUCCACGCGCCUUCGACAGAUUUCAGCCGCGAGGACCUGGUCAUCGCCGGAAGAGGCACAGUAGACGCAAAAGCAAGCGUCGCAGCAAUAGUAUUCGCAGCACUAGAAACACUCCACAAAAACCCCUCCGCAUCGCUAGGCCUGUUAUUCGAUGUCGGCGAAGAGAAAUCCGGCAUAGGCAUGAAAUUCUUCUCAGAUUCAGAACUGAACCCUGAUCCAGCGAGCUACAAAGCUGUUAUCUUCGGUGAACCUACCGAGCUCAACCUUGUUGCUGGUCACAAAGGGACUAUGGGCUUUAAGAUAAUCGCUAAAGGCAAAGCUGCGCACUCGGGAUAUCCGGAAUUAGGCAAGAGUGCUAUCUCAGCUAUCCUGCCUGUGCUACAGCAUUUGGAUAAUCUACAAAAUAUCCACCCUGACGAAGGCGGACUUCUGCGGAGUGAGAAGUUCAAUACCUCGACGUUGAAUAUUGGUGUGAUUAGUGGUGGACAAGCGGCUAAUGUUGUGCCUGCGUAUGCGGAGGCGGUUGUUUCCGUUCGACUUGCGGCUGGAACACCGGGUGAUACGAGGGAGAUUAUUGCGAAGGCGGUUGAGUCUGUUACGGGGGGUGAUGGGAGUGUUGUUGUUGAUUUUGGGGAUCGCGGUGGGGCUCCGCCUCAGUAUCUCGAUGCUGAUGUUGAAGGGUUUGAGGUUAUUACUGUGAAUUAUGGAACUGAUGUUCCGUCUUUGGUUAUUCAGGGAGAGAAGAAGGUGAAGAGGUAUUUGUAUGGGCCGGGGACGAUCCAUGUUGCCCAUGGUGAUGAUGAGGCUAUCACUGUUGGGGAGUUGGAAAAGGCUGUUGUGGGGUAUAAACGGUUGAUUGACGCGGCUCUGUAG